GGCCGCCAUUUCGUUCGGCGGGGCUGGGGCCGGGGCCGGGAGCGGCGGGAGGAGCCGCGGUGCCGACCAGAGCUGCCGGGCCCUGCGGAGCCCCGGGAGCUGUUCCAGGCAUGAGUGCCCAGGCCUGCCCCCAGCACUGAGCAACCGGAGCCGCCAGGAUGCCGAUCCCUCCUCCCCCGCCGCCGCCCCCUGGCCCCCCGCCACCCCCCACCCUCAGUCAGGCGAACACAGAACCGCCGAAGCUGAGCCGAGAGGAGCAGCGGGGCCGUGGGGCGCUCCUGCAGGACAUCUGUAAAGGGACCAAGCUCAGGAAAGUGACCCAAAUCAAUGACCGGAGUGCACCCAUCCUGGAAAAGCCCAAGGGCAGUGGCUGCAGCAGCUACAGCUCCGGCUCAGCUGCCAUCCAGCCCAAGGGCGGCCUCUUCCAAGGCGGCGUUCCCAAGCUCAGACCUGUGGGAGCCAAGGACAGCUCAGACAGCUCUGCAAAACAAACACUGCAAGUCCCUGGCUCCCGAGCAGCUGCUCCCAGGCCCCCCGUGCCGGCCAGCAACAGCCGCCCUCAGGACGAUGCCGACAGCAGCCGGGGGUCCCCACCGGAACUGCAGCGCACGCAGAGGCCCUCCCUGCCUGACCUGUCCCGGCCCGGCACUGCUGGCGGCACCGGCAUGAAGCACAGCUCCUCGGCCCCACCGCCCCCACCGCCAGGACGCCGCGCCGCCGCCCCCCCGGCCCCCCCUUCAGUGCACGCCAAGGCCUCGCCCUACAACCGGGAGAAGCCGCUGCCGCCCACCCCGGGACAGCGCCUGCCUGGCAGCAGGGAUGGACCCCCCGCCCCACCACCCAUCAAACCCCCUCCUUCCCCAGUCAGUCUCCGGUCGGGCGCUCAGGGCCAGUCUCUCGCUCCCCCACCUCCCCCUUACCGGCAACCCCCCGGUGUCCCCAAUGGCCCUUCCAGCCCCAGCAGCGAGUCGGCUCCGGAGCUGCCACAGAGACACAACUCCUUGCACAGGAAGGCACCGGGCCCGUUGCGGGGUCUGGCGCCGCCGCCCCCCACUGCUGCCUCCCCGUCCCUGCAGAGCAGCCGCCCCCCGCCGCCGGCCAGAGACCCCCCAAGCCGUGGAGCAGCUCCGCCGCCCCCCCCGAUGAUGCUGCGGAACGGAGGGCGCGACGCCCCCCCACCCCCACCCCCCUACAGACUGCACGGCCCCGCCGAGCCCCCCAGCCGGGGGAAGCCCCCACCACCACCCACCCGGACCCCGGCUGGGCCACCGCCACCACCGCCCAUGCGGAACGGGCACCGGGACUCCAUCUCCACCGUCAGAGCAUUCCUGGAUGACUUUGAAUCCAAAUACUCCUUUCAUCCCGUUGAAGACUUCCCAGCCCCAGAGGAAUAUAAAUACUUCCAGAGAAUCUACCCCAGCAAAACAAACAGAGCUAUGCGUGGGGCUCCCCCUCUGCCCCCCAUCCCCAGGUGAAACCAGGCUGUGCAGGUGGAUUGUUCCAGAGCAAAGACAUGGACCUCCUUCCCCUUCCUCAGCUGGACCCUCCCCAGCUCCCAGCCCCCUGGAUCCUGCAUGACACACUCCCAGCCUCUCCGGUUUUCCCAGGACAAGUGGAUCUCCCCAGUCCAGUGUGCUCCGCCAGCCCUGCAUCAUCUAUGCACCCCCCAGGACUCAGUGACCUCGUGGCAAGCCUGGAUGGGUCCAUCCCUCAUUCCUCCUCGUGGAUCCUGGGUCGGGAUCUGUCUGGGAGCCGGGCAUGGGACUUGAGGCCAAGCUGUGUGCUGGCUCUUGGGACCAGGGGGGCUCAUGAAGCGGGGCUGGGAUCAGGCAGGGAAUGGACAUGCUGUGAGAACCCCCAGAGCAAGGGGAAGCAGGGACAGGAUGGCAGAGCCUCGUUAUCCUGGGAAAUCCUGUUAUCCAGGUGGAACCUUUUUAUCCUGGCACAGCCCAUUGCUUUUUUGCACAGGAGCCAGUGGAGGUGAGAGGGGGAAGGUGAGUGGGACCAUGCAGGGAUACCCCGACAGCACCGGACUGGUGGGGACCCUCUUUCUCUGACCCCACAGAGGGCGACACCCCCAUGUGCCACCCUCAAAAACACUGCUCCCCCUUCCAUUCUCCUCCAGAGUUCCCCUGGCUCUCACUGCUGACCCCCCCAAACAUGAGUAUUUUAACAAGAAAACACUAAUUAUAUGGGGGGGGGGGGGCAUUUGUGCUGGGUCUGGCACAUCAUGGAGCAUGUGGGGGGGCCCUGGGGGCCAGUGAUGUUUUGCCUUACACUCCCUGUCCGACGGGUGGUCCCACGGCGGGGGUCACACUAACGUAGUUACUGAUCUCUUUGUACCAUAGCAGGAAGGGCACGGGGUGCAGGGGUCCACCCCUGCAGAUGGGUUUGGGGCUCAUUCAGGGGAUUUUUUUCUAUGAUGAUGGACCUUCCCCUGCUGAGGCUGGAGUGAGGUGGAUGAGGGGCAAGUGGGGGGGUUUCUCUGGAGAAUGAGCCCCCCCCAGUGCUGCCCUAUGGGUUAAAUAAAGGUUCAACACGGUUCUGCCCCUCCUGGAGCGAGGCGCCCUUUUAAAAGGGAACAGAGGAAUUUGGAGGAGCUGGAAGUUACAUUUAAAUAAAAGUAAUAAAGUGAUAAA
This is a messenger RNA of Cinclus cinclus, 2639 nucleotides long. RefSeq names its product WAS/WASL interacting protein family member 2 (gene WIPF2). Bases 159 to 1475 code for a protein of 438 amino acids. Gene Ontology annotation, molecular function: actin binding. The transcript is spliced from 9 exons. Lineage: Eukaryota; Metazoa; Chordata; Aves; Passeriformes; Cinclidae. The record is from RefSeq and is a predicted model, not a curated record.